Molecule: messenger RNA, 3096 nt
Organism: Manduca sexta (tobacco hornworm)
Lineage: Eukaryota; Metazoa; Arthropoda; Insecta; Lepidoptera; Sphingidae
Gene: Alg2
Product: alpha-1,3/1,6-mannosyltransferase ALG2
Exons: 1
Coding region: 183-1448 (421 amino acids)
Molecular function (GO): alpha-1,3-mannosyltransferase activity; GDP-Man:Man(1)GlcNAc(2)-PP-Dol alpha-1,3-mannosyltransferase activity
Source: RefSeq, a predicted model, not a curated record
GCAUAAUGAUUCAUCUGUGAUCUGUCAUCAGCCAUUCAGUCAAUUUCAGUCCAAGAUAACACUUGGCGCUGGUUAGGUACUGUUGCUGGAUUAAUCAUCAACAUUGUUUACGUGUUCCAAUAAUUAGUGACCUUGUGCGAAUAAAUGUAUUUAAACACGAUACGGAAUUAAUUAUUAUAAUAAUGGUGAAAAUAUUGUUCCUUCACCCAGAUUUGGGUAUCGGCGGAGCAGAAAGAUUGGUUUUAGAUGCUGCAUUAGCGUUUAAAAAGAAGGGCCAUGAAGUCGCAUUUUACACUAACCAUCACGAUCCGACGCAUUGUUUUGCCGAGACACGUGAUGGCACGUUUCCAGUGACUGUCGUCGGCGACUGGAUUCCACGAUCUAUCUUUGGAAGGUUCAAGGCAGCUUGUGCCUAUGUCCGUAUGGUUUACGCAGCGGUAUACCUCGCCUGGUACAUAAUCCCGGCAGAAGAGCCUACACUAGUGUUCUGUGACUUGAUUUCCCUAUGCAUACCGUUUAUAAAAAUGGCUCGAGGACCAUUUAGAGUUGUUUUCUAUUGUCACCAUCCAGAUAAGUUGUUGACAUCUGAAGGUGGGUUUUUGAAGAAGUUAUACAGAGCACCAUUGAACUGGCUGGAGGAGCUGACUACUGCAAGGGCAGAUAAGGUGUUAGUAAACAGUAAAUACACUGCAAGGGUAUAUCAGGAUGCUUUUCAGAGCAUAAAAGAUGUCCCUGAUAUAUGUUACCCAUCUAUAAAUACUGAAUUCUUUAGAACAACAACCCCAAUGCCUUUGAAGGAAAUAGUUCCUGUCGGUAUGGAUAAGUUUAUAUUUCUAUCAAUUAAUAGAUAUGAGAGGAAGAAGAAUUUGCAACUUGCACUCAGGGCUUUUGAUCAACUCAGGCAUAUUUUGGAUGAAUCCAAUUGGAAUAAAGUACAUUUAAUUAUGGCAGGUGGUUUCGAUCCUAUUAAUUUGGAAAACAUGGAGCAUUACAUAGAGCUGACAGACUUGGCUGCAGAGUUGGAUAUUGAAGACAAAGUUACAUUUAUGAAAUCACCAAAAGAUGUUGAGAAAGUGUCACUCUUGUACAAUUGCAAGGCACUUGUGUACACUCCCUCUAAUGAGCAUUUUGGUAUUGUGCCUUUAGAAGCGAUGUACUACAAGAAGCCAGUAAUAGCUGUGAACAGUGGGGGACCCACAGAGACCAUAGUCCAUGAUGUAACAGGGUACCUGUGUGACCCAACUAGUGAAUCAUUUGCAGAUGCUAUGAGUAAGCUGAUUCUCAAUCCAGAAUUGGGAGAUAGGUUAGGAGAAGCGGGACUGAAGAGGUUCGAAACAAAGUUUUCCUUUGAUGCAUUUACAGAGCAACUGGACGGUAUACUGACAAGAGAGAGGCAAAUAGUUUCUGAACAUAGGGCAAUUGAGUAUGAGCAGAAAAAGAAGAAAUAACAGAGCGCUGACACUCCAACAAUAUAUGAUAUUGUUUGAGUGUACCCCACUAAAGUAAUGUGCCUAAGAUUUGUAAGAUCUGUGACAUCAUCACUUAUAUGGUAGUAUCCUUGAUAUAAAACAUUAAAUCUGAAUUUUAAAAAUAUUAAAGUAUUGCUUCCAUGAUUCAGUAUUGGAAAUAUCUGAAUGCAGUAAAAAUGUGCUUAUCCUAUUCUUGUUAUGAAGUAAUUUCAAUAGCUUAGUCAAAAUGUAUGAAAGUACCUAUUUAAUGGCUUUGCUAUUUGCCAAAAAUAAUUAACUACCAUAUAAUUAAGGAUCUGUAAACUAUAGGUACUUAGUUUGUGAAAAAAAAAAACAAAUUGCAAAUUUUUAUUUGCAGCAAUUGCACUUUUUCUUAUGUAAAUUAUAAAACUUCUACAUUCUUAAGACAUUUUACACACAAAAGUUUUAUGAAGGCGGGAAUAGCGCGGUCUGUAUAUAGUAACUCGUCAGAAACUGCUAAAACGCUUGUGUGUGAGAGCUCUAAUUAUUAAUUAAUAUUUCUGAAAAUAAACAUAAUAUAUGUAACAAUAUAGUUUUUACGAAAUGUUACGAUUUUUUCGUCUAAUCUGUUAAGACACAAAAGAGACAUUAGAUAGAAAUUGUCGUAACAAUACCAAAACUAUUUCGUUACAUACCUUUUUUUAGGAAAUACACUAAUAGCAUUUCUGUACAUACUAAUUAAAUUUGAAUAACAUUAAUAAUUUGUUGUGUGAUAUUUUUCAAAGUAUGGUAUAGUGUAGAAUGUUAAAACAAAUAGAUGUUUGAAGAUAUUAAUAGUAAUUUUGUAUUCAUUGACUUCUAAAGAUAAAUUAAUAAAGGAAUUUGAGACGAUAAGAACUGCUAUUAAUGUGAGAAUGGAAUAAAAAAUUGAUAAAUUGAAGUUGGUGUGCACUUGCUACUUGAUUAAGUAUAUCACAAUUAAAUAUUUAAUGCGAAAAUCCUAUUGUUAUUUGAUGUCUCCUUUAUUUACCUUGAUGAGAUUGGUUAUAUAUAAUAAGGAUGUAAAAUAUCAUUUUUCAUCCUUAUUAAGACUAGCAUUAAUAGAAACAAACAAAUGCAUUUUGCACCAAAGUUACAUAUAAUUUUAUUAUUAUUAAGAUGAGUUCUUCUCCAGAGGAAUUGUAACUAAAACACACACAAAUAGCUUAUAUUGUUUUUACUUUUGUCCUUGAGUGCAGUCUUGCAUUUUCAGAGGUUUUAAUGAUGUUAAUCAUUUAUAUGCUACUCAACGCAUUUUGUAACGACCAAAUACUGGAAUAUCUGAUGGUUGGAAUAUCUGACCAUAAUAUGUAGGAUACUAAGUUGGGAGCGAAAUGUUGAGCAACCCUUUGGGUUUUGAAUUAGCAUUAAAAUUUUUAAUAUUGUUAUCUCGAGGUAUUUAGAAAAUAACAUAUGUUUUCAUCUUUUCAGCAAACUAGUCGUAAUAAUAUGCUAGAUAUAACAUUGUAUGUAAUAGAAUUAAAAACAUCUUUGAUAAAUUUAGGGCUUUCUUAUGUGGAAUUUUUGCACAUAAUGUUUUAGUUGGUUAUAUUUGUUACUUAAAUGCCUAACUAAAGUGAUAUAAGUUUGUAAAUGUUGUGAAUAUAAUAAAUAUAAGUAUAUUAAA